GGCCGCGUCGCUCGGCCACCGGCCACUCGGCGCCUCCAGCCGCCCGCUCCGCUCGGCUCCGCUCCGCUCGGCUCGCCCCAGCCGGCGCCGGCCAUGACGGGCGCACUGUUCAGGGCCAACUUCUGGAGCUCAGACAUCCUCAGCACCGCGGGCUACGACUGCAUCAUCCAGCACCUGAACAACGGCCGGAAGAACUGCAAAGAGUUUGAAGACUUUUUAAAAGAAAGGGCAUCAAUUGAAGAGAAAUAUGGCAAAGACCUUCUCAACCUCUCUAGGAAGAAGCCCUGUGGACAGUCGGAGAUCAACACCCUGAAGCGGGCCCUGGAAGUCUUCAAGCAGCAGAUAGACAGUGUGGCACAAUGUCACAUUCAGCUUGCCCAGACCCUAAGAGAAGAGGCCAGGAAGAUGGAAGAAUUCAGGGAGAAGCAAAAGCUACAACGGAAAAAGACAGAGCUUUUAAUGGAUACUGCCCAUAAACAAAAGAGCUUACAGUUCAAGAAAACCAUGGAUGCAAAGAAGAGCUAUGAGCAGAAAUGCCGAGACAAAGAUGAAGCAGAGCAGGCUGUCCACCGGAGUGCCAACCUGGUAAACGUGAAGCAACAAGAAAAGCUUUUUGUGAAACUGGCAACUGCGAAGACCGCAGUAGAAGAUUCGGACAAAACGUACAUGAUGCAGAUCAACACUCUGGACAAGGUCCGUGAAGACUGGCAGAGUGAGCACAUCAAGGCCUGCGAGAUUUUUGAAGCUCAAGAAUGUGAACGAAUAAACUUCUUUCGGAAUGCAUUGUGGUUACACCUGAAUCAGCUGUCACAACAAUGUGUCACGAGCGAUGAUAUGUAUGAAGAAGUCCGUAAGAGCUUGGAAGCGUGCAGCAUUGAGAAGGACAUUGCGUACUUUGUGAGUCACCGAAAAACUGGACAGACUCCACCAGCACCCAUCAUGUAUGAGAAUUUCUACUGUCCCCAGAAGAAUACAGCUCCACAGGGAAAGGCUCCAGGGCCUAACUUAGCAAGGAGAGGACCUCUCCCAGUUCCUAAAACUUUACCAGAUGACCCUGAUUAUUCUUUGGUUGAUAAUUACAGUCUGAUCUAUCAGUAACAUCAAUGAAAACAACCCUUUUUCCGGCUGGUGCUUCUAUGGCAUAGGAGGAGGCACUCAGAGCAGUAGAAUCUGUAGCCAAGCUAUGUCAGUCAUGAAACUUUGAAAUUAAACCUUGCUGUAAUUUGUUGGUAUUUUAUAUUGAUUGUAGACAUUUAGACCAACUGAGGUUAGUCAAGUUCUGAAAUUAAAAAAAAAAAAAAGUUUACACAUUGCCCCAGACUGAAAAAGUAUCCUUUUCCAGUCAGCUACCAGCGCUGUGAAUGAAUUGUGUUCUCUCCUUGAUCUGGGAAAGUCUCUGGGAAGAGCCUUGACUCUUCUUGGGGGAAGGAGGUGGCUGCAGAGGGGUCUGAACCAUCAACCUAUAGGAGUAUCUUGGGCUUUGGGGGCAGCGUGGCUAUAGAAUGUUCUCAACAGCACACAUUCUCUCAGUGGUACACAAUUUUAAAUCACCUUCCUUUUUGGCUGGAGGGACUUAGAGGCCAUCUGAUUAUAUGUUCUCAUCUUACAGUUGAGGAAAUGAGGCCCAGAAGUGUGAAAUCCAUUUCCUAACUGCUUAGGGACAGAACCAAAACUGGAGUGUAAGCUCAUUCCACACCACCAUUCUUACCAAUCUUUCCCGUGGCUCUGGUAUUCAUGUUGAAAUUUCAGAUGUUAAAUGUUUUUGCCAGUGUCUUUUCAACUGGGAAAAGUACUAGGGCUUAAAUGUCAGAUUUAUUUUUAAAUGACUCACUGUGUGUACUGAAGGAAAGGACACCAUAUUUAACUUAAUCUAAGAAGCCAGUGAUUGUAAAGCAUGCCAUUAUUUUAUAGACCACUGAGUUAGGUGGGGGAGUGGACCAUUAACUUGUGACAGUUAAUGGCCAAGCCUAUUUGAAUUUGAUUUGCCAAAGUGUGAAAAAAAAAAAAAAAAAGGUACAUCCUAGAAUCAGUGCAACAGGAUAUUUUGACUCUGUUCCUAAAGUGAAGUCUGAAGCUCCCAAGCCAGGAGUCCUCAAUCCUGGGUCUUCACAGAGAAUCUUUCCCUUGCUAAAUGCUGGAAUUUUUUAAAGUGUCGAUCUUCACCUUUCAGGGGUAUUUAGGUCUUUCUUUUGGUGCCCACAAACAGCAGGGGGAUUGCAUCCCUUUUGCAUAAUAUCCAUACAGCAUGAGAAAACAGUACAGUGUAGUUGAUACCAAAUUAAAUUAGCACUGGUACUUAUUCGGUAUGUCGUAAAGUUCUGUUUGCAGAAAGAGCACAGGUUUUCUUCUCUUGCCUGUGCAAUAGAUUUUUCAGAACUAUGCAUAAAUUUACUGAAACAAGAUUGAUUAUUUUCCCCUAUUUAAUGUAAGGUGUUACUCAAAGUGGCAGCUUCUUCUCAUGACAGGAAACUUGCAUCAAAUGAAUAUCCUUUUGAGAAACUGAAGUUUGCAAAGGGCCAUUGACUUCCCCAAAUUGAGCAGACUCAGGAAAUUUUCCUUCGAACUCAGAACAUUAUAUUUUUUAAUGUUUUAUUUAUUGUUGGCAGCUCCUCAGGGAUUUCACUUUUCUUUCUAUUGGUCAGUGGAAUUGAUGUCAAAGUUUUAUGAAUUGAAAAUAUUUUUAUUUUAUUGCUUUUUCAGUUUGAUAUGAAGUAAAAUAAAGGUUCUUGGUGAUUUGGGA
Molecule: messenger RNA, 2740 nt
Organism: Canis lupus familiaris (dog)
Lineage: Eukaryota; Metazoa; Chordata; Mammalia; Carnivora; Canidae
Gene: PSTPIP2
Product: proline-serine-threonine phosphatase interacting protein 2
Exons: 15
Coding region: 94-1098 (334 amino acids)
Biological process (GO): actin filament polymerization
Cellular component (GO): actin filament; plasma membrane; cytoplasm
Molecular function (GO): actin filament binding
Source: RefSeq, a predicted model, not a curated record